Molecule: messenger RNA, 1035 nt
Organism: Lathyrus sativus (Indian pea)
Lineage: Eukaryota; Viridiplantae; Streptophyta; Magnoliopsida; Fabales; Fabaceae
Source: the annotation of a GenBank genome assembly
AUGGAGACGUUGGAGUUGAAAGAGGUUCAGAAACUCGAAGGUCACACCGAUAGGGUUUGGAGCUUGGAUUGGAAUCCGGCUACCGGUCAUGCCGGUAUUCCGCUCGUCUUCGCUUCUUGCAGCGGCGAUAAAACUGUUCGAAUCUGGGAGCAGAACCUCUCUAAUAACCUCUUCUCCUGCAAGGCGGUUUUGGAAGAAACACAUACUCGAACUGUUCGAUCUUGUGCUUGGUCGCCGUCUGGGAAGUUGUUAGCCACUGCAAGUUUUGAUGCCACCACUGCCAUAUGGGAAAAUGUUGGGGGUGAUUUUGAAUGUGUUUCUACUUUGGAGGGACAUGAAAAUGAAGUAAAGAGUGUAUCUUGGAAUGCAUCUGGAACUUUACUUGCAACUUGUAGUAGAGAUAAGUCUGUUUGGAUAUGGGAAGUGCAGCCAGGCAAUGAGUUUGAGUGUGUCUCAGUGCUGCAAGGUCAUACUCAGGAUGUGAAAAUGGUUAGGUGGCACCCAACAGAGGAUAUCUUAUUUUCAUGUAGCUAUGAUAAUACUAUUAAGGUCUGGGCAGAUGAAGGUGAUAGUGACGAUUGGCAGUGUGUUCAAACCCUUGGAGAACCCAACAAUGGGCAUACAUCUACUGUUUGGGCCCUCUCCUUCAAUACUAGUGGAGACAAAUUUGUUACCUGUAGUGAUGAUCUUACCCUGAAGGUAUGGGAAACAGACAAUGUAGGGAUGCAACCUGGUGGUGGAUUUGCUCCUUGGAGACAUCGUUGCACUCUUACGGGAUAUCAUGAGCGGACAAUUUUCUCAGUUCAUUGGUCAAGGGGAGGUAUCUUUGCUAGUGGAGCUGCUGAUGACGCCAUCCGGCUUUUUCUGGAUAACAAUGAAAGUCAGGUUGAUGGUCCUCUGUACAAGUUGCUAUUGAAGAAGGAGAAGGCACAUGACAUGGACAUAAAUUAUGUGCAGUGGAGCCCUGGGGAGAAGCCGCUAUUAGCUUCAGCAAGCGACGAUGGGACAGUCAAGGUGUGGGAUCUGGUAUCAUAG